Penaeus monodon (black tiger shrimp) is the source of this 884-nucleotide messenger RNA. Its product is annotated as C-type mannose receptor 2-like. The coding region runs from base 125 to 679 and encodes 184 amino acids. The transcript is spliced from 3 exons. The record is from RefSeq and is a predicted model, not a curated record. NCBI's taxonomy places the organism in Eukaryota, Metazoa, Arthropoda, Malacostraca, Decapoda, Penaeidae.
AAUCAGGCAAGAUAUCACUCCGUGAGUUAAGAUAUUCUAUUCUACAGGUACUGCAGAAGGAUCGACCAAAUUCGAGCUUAAGAUUCGCUCGCUCGAUUUCCGUCUCAUUUACUUUCCAGAGACCAUGAGUUCCUCGAUUUCGAAUCUGCUUUUGUUUCCGUUCUUAUUGUUAGUUGCGUUCAACUUCAGGUGGGUUCAGGGUUCAGCAGAGACCUUGAUAGAAGAGGCAAUUGAAGAGAAUGUUCGGCGAAAUCCUGACGCAGCCGAGGGGUCGAACGAUAAGUUAUCAGUCGAAUGCCCUCCGCCGUAUUUUCGAGUCAUGUCGGAGUGUUUUUACGUGCACACAAAUCACCAUCUCCCCUGGACCCAAGCAAGGGCAUUUUGCCAAGGAAUGGCAGGAGACUUGGCCCAGCCACGUUACCUCAACGCCCUCCUUGCUGUAGUGGCAGAGAAGUACAAGUCGGGUCCAUCCCACCUGUGGCUCGGAGCAUCAGACCGAGAGAUCGAAGGAACCUUUCGGUGGCUGUCAGGAGAAGUCGUGACAUCCGGAUGGCGAGAGAACCAGCCUGACGACGCCGAAGGAGAUGAGGAUUGCCUUGAGAUGUGGACUGCAAAGUUUCCGAGUCUCAGCGAUAAGCAAUGCCAUUUGAAUUGUGCCUUCAUCUGCCAGUACAUGUAAAGACGUGCUUUACAGGGGAGGGGUGUAAGAAUGUCAGUGUAAUCCGAUAUUCUGACCAGUAGAUGUGAUAAAUAUAGCUGUUAUCUAGGGAGACAGGCUACUUAAAAAGAUAACAGUCCCCACAGUGUGAAUAAAUAAAAUGCAUCCCCCUAAAAUAAAUGUUCAUUGUUUUUUCUAAUGGAAUAUAUCAUCACUGAAUUUUAAA